Molecule: messenger RNA, 11724 nt
Organism: Diaporthe batatas
Lineage: Eukaryota; Fungi; Ascomycota; Sordariomycetes; Diaporthales; Diaporthaceae
Exons: 13
Coding region: 1-11724 (3907 amino acids)
Biological process (GO): secondary metabolite biosynthetic process; fatty acid biosynthetic process
Molecular function (GO): phosphopantetheine binding; fatty acid synthase activity
Source: RefSeq, a predicted model, not a curated record
AUGUAUAUGCCCGGAGAGCCUAUCGCCAUCAUUGGCACGGGCUGCCGCUUUCCAGGCAAUGCGAACAAGCCAGCUGCCCUCUGGGAUAUCUUGACGAACCCUCGCGAUCUAUCACAAUCUCUUUCGAGCCGUUUCAAUACGAGGGGUUGGCACCACGAGAAUGGAAAAUACCACGGGCACUGCAAUGUCGACCGAUCCUACCUUCUUUCAGGAGAGACUACCCAUCGCAAAUUCGACGCCCAGUUCUUCGGAAUAAGUGCGGUAGAGGCCAAUAGCUUAGACCCGCAGAUGCGUUUACUGUUGGAGACUGUUUAUGAAGCACUCGAGGCUGCCGGUAUACCAGUGGAAAGUCUCCGAGGAUCUGAUACUGCGGUGUACUCAGGAAUGAUGACAAACAGUUAUAAGACCUCCAUGGAACGUGACCUGGACAACAUCGGAACAUAUCAUGUUAGUGAGACCUCUAGGACCAUUGAUACCGCAUGCAGCUCCAGCAUGAUCGCGGUCCACCAAGCCGUUCAGCAGUUGCGGACAGGCCAGUCACACGUUGCCAUCGCUGCAGGCUCCAACCUUCUUCUUGACCCUUCUGACUAUGUCUCCAUGUCCAAACUCGAAAUGCUGUCCUAUGAGAGCCGUUCCCGUAUGUGGGACAAGAGUGCAAAUGGAUACGCUAGGGGAGAGGGAGUCGCAGUGGUUGUCCUCAAAACUCUGAGUGCAGCUGAAGCAGAUGGAGACAACAUCGAGUGUGUCAUUCGAGAGACCGCUACGAAUCAAGAUGGCAGAACAUCAGGAAUCACGAUGCCGAGCGCUGCAGCGCAAACAAAGCUCAUACGAGACUGCUAUGCACGUGCUGGAUUAGACCCAGCCAAUCCGGCUCACCGACCCCAAUACUUUGAGGCCCAUGGUACCGGAACGCCAGCAGGAGACCCGGUCGAGGCCGAGGCAAUCAAGAAUGCCUUCUUCCACGAUGACGGUGUCGGAAGAGGGCUGUCAGGCCAUCUCCUUGUCGGAAGUAUCAAGACCAUAAUCGGGCACUCUGAGAGUGUUGCUGGUUUGGCGGGACUGAUCAAGACCUCGUUAGCAUUGCAAGAGUCGAGCAUUCCGCCAAACUUGUUAUUCAAUGAAAUCAACCCUAGGAUCGCCCAGCACUGCAAGAAUUUACGUGUUCCAAUUUCUGUCACCCCAUGGCCAGCUGUAGCAGAUGGCUCACCACGUAGAGCUUGCGUGAACAGGUCGAGGCUAGCCUUUGGAGUUUCAUUCUUUGCAACAAGCGUCCAAGAACUUUGCGAGAAGCUCGAUUCCAGAGUUGCUGCCAGCACCAAUGAGCAACUAGUUGGCACACGAACCUUGACCCAGCUAUCACGAGAUCGACACCGCAAGCCCCGGGUUCUCGGUAUUUUUACCGGGCAAGGAGCCCAGAGCUCACGCAUGGGAGCUGCUCUCAUCGAAAGGUCUGUAGCCUGUCGGCAGAUUAUCGACAAGUUGGAGACGCGCUUGGCUGAGCUCCCUAAAGCAGACCGCCCAUCCUGGUCGCUGAAACAAGAGCUUCUCAGGGAAAACAAUAUUGAUUUGGGCUCAGCAGCCUUAUCUCAACCAUUAAGCACAGCCUUGCAAAUCCUACAAAUCGACCUCCUAAAAGCGGCACGUGUUGAUUUCUCCGCAGUUGUUGGUCACUCGUCCGGCGAAAUCGCCGCCGCCUACGCUGCUGGCAUGAUAUCUGCCGAAGACGCUAUUUGCAUUUCUUAUUACCGAGGACUAUUUGCUGAGUUUGCCACUGGGCGCUCAGGCGAGGGUGGAGCCAUGCUCGCCGUGGGCACCUCUUUACUCGACGCACAGGAGCUAUGCAACGACGACGACUUUCAAGACCGCGUAGUGGUAGCAGCUGUGAAUUCUUCGAGCAGCAUAACUCUGUCUGGAGACAAGGAUGCUAUCGAGGACAUGAAGGUCAUUCUAGAAGAUGAAGGUAAAUUUGUUCGGAGACUGAAGGUCGACAAGGCAUACCACUCCCAUCACAUGUCUGCCUGCUCCGUCAAAUACCUCACAGCUCUGGAGCAACUCAAUGUCACUGUUUGCAAGCCUACAAUUCCAUGGUUCUCUAGCGUCAAUGACGGAGCAUCUAUGGGUCAAGAAGAUCUCACCCCUCUGAAAGUCAAGUACUGGAAUGACAACAUGGUACAACCAGUCGUAUAUAUGCGGGCCAUUGAGGCGGCGUGGGAAUCUAUGGGCCCAUUCGACAUGGCCAUCGAACUAGGGCCUCAUCCCGCCCUUCAGGCCCCAUCUUUGCAAAACAUCCAAGAACUUUCGGCUGGAUCACAGGACUUCCCAUAUACAGGCAUUCAUACCAGAGGAAAAGAUGCUGUCGAAAGCUUUGCCACAGCUCUUGGGCUGAUUUGGACCCACCUGGGUACCGUGGAUUUGGCAAGCUAUGACAGGUUCUUAACAAAUAUUCCCAGCCACGAAUUGACCACGGGACUUCCACCAUAUUGCUGGGACCACGAUAAGGAAUACUGGCACGAAUCUAGGUACACGAGAGCAAUUCGCACCAGAUCUGAGCCAUGGCACGAGCUUCUGGGCCACCUCACUCCCGAUAGCACUGGUCAGGAUAUGCGAUGGCGAAACAUCCUGUGUCCUAAUGAGUUACCGUGGUUGAAAGAUCAUGCGCUCCAGCAACAAGCGGUCUUCCCAGCCGCUGGAUACGUUGUUGCUGCAGUCGAGGCCGCGGCAGAGAUGGCUCGGGCGCGGGACCUGUCGGUAUCCCUUGUUGAAGUCCUGGACCUUGAUAUUGGAAAGGCCAUUGCCUUCGACUCGGAUGAGUCGCGUUUCGAGACUAUCAGCUCCCUAAGUGAUAUCCAACAUCACGGUGAUAGAGUCGAGGCAGUCUUCAACUUCAACGCUGCCUCUGCAUUCCAGGAAAGUGCACUCACACUUCACGCCUGUGGGCGCGUACGAGUCGAAAUUGGUCAAGGCAGCCUUGAAGUCCUCCCCAAGAGAAGCCAAACUGAGCCUAAUCUGUCGAGGGUUGACUCGGAAGAGUUCUACGCCUCGCUUCUGAGACUUGAUUACCAGUACAACGGUUCUUUCCGUGCACUCCACGGUCUUCAGAGGAGGCUAGGGUGUGCGACCGGAUAUAUCACCAAAGAGCCGUCACGCCUACUUAUCGAUCCUGCCAUGCUCGACGCAGCCUUUCAAUCACUUCUUUUGGCCCACUCCGCCCCAAACAGCGGUGGGAUCUGGGCUCUACAUGUUCCCAGGUCAGUUCGGGCCAUCCGCAUCAAUCCACUUCUCUGCACCGCAGCCCAUGGGGACAGCAGUCCAGCCGCGUUUGAUUGUGUCCAGCCAGAGGGCAUGUCCUCACUGGAGGGUGAUAUUGAUGUUUUUUCCACUUCGAGUGGCGUCGACCACGCCAUGAUCCAAAUAGAGCGUCUCAAAUGCGUCCCGUUCGCUCGGCCAACUGCACAGGACGACAAAGCGAUGUUCACAACCACGCUAUGGGAUGUGGCACUGCCGGAUGCAGUGAAGGUGGCAUACGACGGAGAGCCCUCGUCACAGCAGGUUGAGCUUGCUCGUCUCCUAGAACGUAUGGCUGUGUUUUACUUGAGAAAGCUGGACUGUGGGGUUCCUCAGAGCCAUGACGCCAGGAAGACAGGGCCCUACGUAUACUACUUCAAAUUCGCAUCCGAAGUACUGUCACUUGCAACCCGGGGAAAGCUACCGCUGUGGUCUUCGGAAUGGACCGGAGAUUCGUGGGAUGAUUUUAAUGCAGCUUACCAGCCGCAUUUGAAUGUGCCGGAUGUCAAGCUGCUGAAAGCUAUUGGAGACAACAUUAUUGAAAUAGCGACAGGGAAGAUACAGGCAAUCGAGGUGGGCAUGCAAGACUCCAUGCUGACCAAGAUUUACGAAUCUGGUCUUGGCUUCAAAGAGCACACAAGAUACCUGGCUCGCAUUGUCAAGCAGAUUGUCCACCGUUAUCCCCACAUGAACAUCCUUGAGGUAGGAGCAGGGACUGGUGGCGCGACAAAGGAAAUUAUUCGUGAGGCUGGGCCAAAGUUUGCCUCAUAUACAUACACCGAUAUCUCCUCUGGCUUCUUCGAGGUCGCGCAGCAGAUAUUUACACCUCAUCUUCCUAAGAUGAAAUUUCAGGUGUUGGACAUCAGCAGAGACAUCAGACAGCAGGGCACGUCUGAGCACUCUUACGACCUCAUAAUUGCUUCUGCGGUCCUCCACGCAACCCCAACACUCCGUGAUACUCUAGAAAACGUGCGACAGCUUCUCAGGCCCGGGGGCUACCUUGUUGUUGCUGAGCUUCACACAGAUCACCUUGCGAGAAUAGGUGCUAUUUUCGGUGCCUUACCUGGCUGGUGGCUAGGUGUAAAUGAGGGUCGCACGAGCUCCCCAUGCAUCAGCAUACAGGAGUGGGAUCAUCUUCUACGCACUACCGGAUUUUCAGGUUGUGACACGGUCACCCCGGUCCGCAAUGGUUGCGUGAUGCCCUUGAGUGUUUUCGUGUCACAAGCUGUCGACCCUCGAGUGGACUUCAUACGUCGGCCUCUCUCUUCUAGUUUGCCGCUCUUCACGGAUACAACCACGUCGGCUAGGCAAGAGCUCGUCCUCCUCGGCGGAUGCAGUCCACAGACAUCGAGACUGAUACCUCAGCUCAUGACCCUCCUCAGUCCUCCAUGGAGGGGCAAGGCAAUUGUCGUCCACUCAAUUCAUGACAUCCAAUCCGUGUCUAUUACCUCUUGUACAACUGUCCUGAGUCUUCUGGACUUAGACGAGCCUGUCCUUGCAAAUCCGAGCAAGAGUACUUGGGAAGCCCUAAAAUGGCUGCUGCAGGAAGCUGAUACGAUUCUAUGGGCGUCAACCGGUCGUCGAGCCCAAAAGCCUCACGCGAAUAUGAUGGUCGGUCUGCUUCGAGCUGCAAGGCUUGAGCACCCUGGUCUCGCUGUUCAGUGCUUUGACAGCGAGUCCGAGCAUGGUGUUGCAGCGGAAGAGCUUGCCGAGGCCCUUCUUCGUCUGAAGGCCACUAUAGGCUGGCAGCGCCAAGGGCAGUCUGACAGUCUUCUUGCGAGCAUCGAGCCCGAAAUUGUUCGCGGCCAGGACGGGACUACAAUUAUCCCGCGCGUGGUAGAGAGCUCAAAUAUGAACGACAGGUACAACUCAUCCCGUCGCCAGAUACUCUCCGAUGCGCGCGGCAUUGCAUCCACUGGCAACCUGGAAAUAGUUGGAUCACAUUUACAACAUACGCUAGACCCAGCUGGCGAUGGCAGGUCGACUGUGCAUGUCACUCACUCACUGAAGACCAUUGUCCGAGUCUCUGCAUCCAGCUACGCAAAGUUGAUCCUGGGGCUGGAUUCUGAAACCGAUGCACAGGUUGUGGCUCUUGCGGGUCAAGAGAGUCUGAAAGUUGUGCCAUACACACAGGUCGCCUUGCCGCAGCGGCUCCAAAGUGGACAGGAAUCUGCAUUUUUGGCUCUGCUUGCGCACCACAUGGUUGCAGAUAUGUUCCUUGCAGGUCUGGCUCCGGGCUCAAUAGCAAUAGUCCAUGACUCUGGCAUGGAAUUUGCUACCGUUGUAACGCAGAAGUCGAAAGAACGUGGCUUAAAGAUCGUGUUCACCACUACAUCUACUUCCGAGACAGUCAGUCCCGGCUGGAUUGCGAUCCAUCCCAAAGCACCGGAUCGCACACUACGUCGCCUCCUGCCCACAAACGUUACAGCACUGUUGGAUUUCAACGGAGCUGUUGAGAUGGGAGAAUUCGGGUGCCGUCUUCGAACGCAACUGCCCAGAAACUGUCGCUAUGACACAAUUGACUCGUACAUGUUCCAGGACGGAGCCUGGAAGCCGCAACAUACGCUGGAGUCCGAUGCCCAUGCUCGCUUGAGCGACUGUGUCGCCCGCGCUCUGGCAAGGUCGCCAGUUCUCAAACUCUUAGAUUCUACAUCAGACAUAUCUGGCCCGCAUCAGGGAAGUCAGAUCGCAGAUCAAGUCGUCGAUUGGAUCCAACUCAUCUCCAACACCCCUAUCAGGGCAUGUCCUGCUGAAUCGCAGAUGCGAUUCUCUGACCGCAAGACAUACUGGUUGGCCGGGCUGAGCGGAGGGCUAGGCCUACUGCUUUGUGAGUGGAUGGUUCGUCAUGGAGCGAAAUACGUCGUCAUCUCCAGUCGGGCACCUCGCGUGGAGCAGGCCUGGUUGGAGAGAAUGCAUGCUGCCGGGGCAGAGGUCAAGAUUCACCCCUGGUUCAAAGCAGAAGUGGAAAGCGUCUACUACAAGAUAAGGACAUCGCUUCCGAUCAUUGCUGGUGUCUGCCAGGGUGCGAUCACGAGGCCCAAGGUUGAGGGCAGCAUGCUUCUGGAUGAAAUUUUCCAGCCUCCGACUCCAGAGCUGGAAUUUUUUGUCUUCUUUUCAUCAGUGGGCUCGAUAUCAGGGCGACCCGGCCAGUCGAACUACGCAGCAGCCAAUCUAUUCAUGACUGCAGUGGCUGAGCGGCGGAAACGACGUGGCCAAGCUGCUUCGGUUAUGCACAUUGGGCCCAUAUUUGGUGUGGGCUACAUGAAUCAACAAGGCUUGGAUGCGGAUUGGAAUGCAUCUAGGAACUUGAAGUCUAUGUUUCCUAUUUCCGAGCGCGACUUUCUCGAACACUUCGCCGAAGCCGUUAUCUCAGGGCGCUCAGGCUCAAAGUCAGGCAGUCUGGAGACGAUCAGUGGACUGGCGAAGCUUGAGCCGACGCAGGAUAUCGACCCCUUGUUGAGCCACUAUACCAAGGACCAGCUCGCCGUCUCUAUUGAUUCGUCGUCGAAAGAUAAAUCAAAGGUGCCGCUCAAGACACAACUUGCCAACGCACAAGGUCAUGCCCAAGUAAUGCGUAUCAUCGGCGACGCAUUCCUUCAGAAGCUGAGCGUCCUAUUCCAGACGGAGCUUUCGAAGCUCGAGAAAGCUGACGCGAAGACUUUGCGCCUGGAUGAAAUGGGUAUCGACUCACUUCUGGCUGUGGAGAUCCGCGGCUGGUUCGUCCAGGCACUUCAAGUAAAUAUACCAGUGCUCAAGAUUCUCAGCGGGGCUUCAGUGGCAGACCUGAUUGAUUUGGCUGUUGAGACUAUUCCUCAGGAACUUGUCCCCAAUCUCAAUCACGUUGAGUCAGACAAUGCCAGUACUUCGGAGCCGACCCAACAACAGACACGAACUGGAUCAGACCCGCCAUCGCAAGAGCCGUCCGACCUGACCGCUACCAAUUCUCAACGUAGGCUUCUGGUUCAGGCUGACCCAGUCUUGGCUACAGAAUCGCACGAAACUUUGGGGACAGACUUGCCAAAAGCUAAUUCCUCCAGUAUAGAGUCGUAUCCAAAUACACCGCGUCGGGGUCAUCAAGCGGAGGGAAUGGCCACCAUGGACAGUUCUGGUUCUCUGUCUUCCUCAGAUGGUGACAGUCUAGACUUUGUGUCUCUUCUCAGUGCAUCCAGCACAAGCCCUCCGCGGAAUGGUGGACAUACUCAAAGCUCUUCCUGGCCUGCCACACCACAACUUCCGUUGAGUGAGAAGGAUGGAAGUUCUGUUUCAAAUUUCCAGCCAGAGGACGAGAAAGCCCUGGCGUUAUCAUUCAGUCAGAGUCUGUUCUGGUUCUCUUCCGAAUUCUCCAAGGACCCAAGAAAUCUCAACUUGACCGCAACCUUUCGCCUAACCGGGGACCUCAACCUCGACCGCUUAGAAACAGCUGUACUUGCUUUGGGACAGCAACAUGAAUCCCUGAGGACCCGUUUCGUCAUGAAGGACGGGCGGCCUGUACAAAGUAUCAUGAGGACGCCUGCACUGCGUCUUGAGCGCUGGCCAGUUUCAUCCUUGGAAGUCCUUGAAGCCUACGCCAACGAAGUUCACAGUCACGUGUAUGAUCUUGAGCAUGGUCGUACAGUUCGUCUUGCACUGGCAUCCCUGUCUUCAACACAGCACUUUUUCAUAAUUGGAGUGCAUCAUUUGGCCAUGGACGGCCAAUCAUUCUUCCCCUUAAUGAAGGACCUUCUGAUACACUAUACGAAUGAUUCUUACGGGCCACUUUUCACAAACCAAUACGCAGAUUUCAGCCAGUCACAGCACGAGGAUCUUGCUUCCGGUCGAUUUGAAGAGGACCUUGCUUUCUGGAAGGCCGAGCUCGGAAGUAUGCCGCCUGCCCUCCCGCUUCUUCGGACGGUUACUCCCUUUCAUUUCUACCUUGCCGUAUUCAGGGUACUUCUGUUCAGGUACACCGGUUCCAAACACUUUUCUGUAGGCGUCGGAGAUGCCAACAGAACGGAGGAAAGUCUCAUGGGCAGUAUUGGAGACUUCCUCAACAUGCUGCCGCUGGUUUUCAAAACGAAUGGCUCUCUUGGCUUCGAGGAUGUGCUGCAGGAAACUCGGACCAAGACGCAUGAAGCCCUCGCACAUUCACGGCUCCCGUUCCAAGUCCUUCUGAAUGAGCUUGGUGUCGAGCGAUCCUCCUCCACCACACCCAUAUUUCAGGCCUUCAUCGACUACCGCCUCGCUCCUGGGGAAAGUAUGACUUGGGGGAACUGUCUUCUCGAGCUCAUGUCCUUCAAACUAUCCAAGAUGGCGUAUGACGUUGCUGUGGAUAUUGUUGACAACGCCAACGGGGACUGCAGCCUUACUUUUGUUUUCCGCGACGACUUGUACAGCCAGGCAGACGCGGAGAAAUUUGCGAACAGCUAUUUGUCCCUCGCGAAAGAUCUCGCCGGCCAACCAAAUACCAUGGUUGGCAGUGCCAAAGUAUUCGAUGACAUCGAAAUCAAGGAGGCUUUGGGCCUUGGCAGAGGCAAGACUUUCUUUUUCCUAAGCUUCCUGAAGUCGAGCAACUCGCUCACGAUGGGAUGUCCGGAGAAGAUUGCCAUAAUUACCGGCGAUGGCCGCAAAGUUACCUAUGGUGAAAUGCAACACGGGGCUGAGGCAAUAGCGAGCAAGCUACAAGCGGCAGGAAUCACGACUGCUUCCAGAGUCGCAGUGCUUCAGGAGCCCACACCCGAAUGGAUAUUUUCCAUCCUCGCCGUCAUGAGGAUCGGCGCUGUAUACCUUCCCCUUGAUGUUGGCACGACCUGGGGACGUUUAGCAGCCAUGGUGAGGGACUGCCAGCCUGAGGCGGUCCUAGUAGACGAGCAUACCAAGGACAACGUACAUAGGCUGGAGUGUCCCCAUAUCCAAGCGCUAGACGUGUCUACGAUGAAGUCCUGCUCGGAGCCGUUGACCUCUUCGGUCUCCGCCACGGCGGACGCUAUAUCGACAAUUCUCUACACCAGCGGCUCGUCGGGGACUCCAAAGGGGAUCUUGCUCACCCACAAGGGCAUCAGAUCGUGGCUUGAGCCCUGCAAGAUGCUGUACGGCCUGCGGCCGAGUGGGGAGGUGGUCCUCCAACAGAGCUCGCAGGGUUUCGACAUGUCUCUGAUGCAAAUUUUCACGGCGUUGUGUUUCGGUGGCAGCCUGUGUAUACUACCGCGGAGGUUCCGAGGCGACGCCCGCGCAAUUUCGGAGAUGAUAACUCGCUACAGCGUCACGCACACGUACGGCACGCCAUCUGAGUACCUUAGCUGGCUCAGGUAUGGAGAUUCAGGGGCCCUCAGGGCAUCGUCCUGGAAGACGGCGCUGGUUGGGGGAGAACGGCUUACACACCCGGUGGUCAAGGCGUUUGCUACACUAGGGAAGCAUGAUCUCCGAUUUCACCACAUGUAUGGCACGACCGAGUCUACAUUCUGCGCGGCCGUAACUGAGUUGGAUUAUGCCACUGAGGCCCCCAGCAACAGCACCUCAGACGGCGCUCAGCCAAGCUACCCAGCCGGUGCUGCGCUUCCAAACUACAACAUCUAUAUCCUGGAUGAGCAAAGACAGCCCGUACCUGUUGGCCUGCAAGGAGAAGUAUACAUCGGAGGAGCCGGGGUUUCUCUCGGAUACCUGAACAACGCUGGGUUGACAGCGGAGACAUUCGUGCCGGACCCUUUCGCGAGUCCGGAUGACCUCGCUCGAGGAUGGACCGUGAUGCAAAGAACCGGCGAUCUGGGCCGGUGGUCACAGACAGAGCCUGGCAGCCUGCUCAUAGAGGGCCGGAUCUCGGAUGACACCAUGGUCAAGCUGCGGGGACUGCGCGUAGACCUCCAGGAGGUCGAGCACGCCAUUGUUCGCGCUGGCGGAGGCGUGUUGAGCGAGGCCGUGGUCUCGGUGCGCCGGGACUCGCUCGAGUCACCCGAGUUCUUGAUCGCUCACGUCGUCUUCGAGAAAACCUCGGUCCAGGCCUCGGGGUCCCACGACGACUUUUCACGGAAACUUCGUUCCCAGCUCGAUCUCCCGCUCUACAUGCGGCCUGCCUUCAUAGUUCCCCUAGAGAAACUCCCCACAAUGGCCUCUGGGAAGCUUGACCGCAAGGCUGUCAGUUUGUUGUCACUUCCGGGGCGCGAAACGGUGGCAAAGGACAUCGUGUGGACGACCACUGAGGAAAGACUCAAGACCGUUUGGGAAGAACUUCUUUCCCAUGAGCUGGUGACCACACUGAACAUCACCCCAGACACUGAUUUCUUCCACAUCGGCGGCAGUUCGUUGUUACUUCUCGAGCUACGCGACAAGAUCAAAAGUGAGUUUGGAGUCGACCUUACAUUGCUGAAUCUCUUCGAGUCUAGUCUGUUGUCAAGCAUGGCGCAACGUAUUCGGGGCGAAUGCGACACGCAACAGGCCAUUGACUGGGAUGAGGAGACCAAGCUGCGACCUUGCAUGAAAGACGUGGAUUCCGGGAUGCUUCAACACGUCACUGAAUCCGCUUCAAAGGUGGUCGUCCUCACUGGAGGAUCAGGCUAUCUCGGCAAGGCUUUGAUCGAUGCCAUGAUCCGAGAUCCAACGCCUCUCAUUGGGCUGUCGAGGUCUGUCAUCGAGCGUCUCUUCAGCCGUGCCCAUCUCAUCAUUCACAACGGCUCCGACAUCUCGUACAUGAAGACAUAUCACUCGAUACGGCAGUCGAACUUCCUGACCACCAAGGACCUUAUUGAGUGGAGCAUGCCGAGGAUGAUCCCGUUCCAUUACGUCUCCAGUGCCGGAAUUGGGAAUUUCUCACCCGGGGUGCCACUCACGGAGACCUCCAUGGCGUCCGUGAAGCCACCCACAGAUGGCUCCAUGGGCUACACUGCCUGUAAGUGGGCGAGCGAGGUCUUUCUCGAGAAGCUUGUCAAGGUGAACCCCCACUGGCCCAUCUGUGUGCACCGACCCACGCUCAUCAGCCGCGACGACAUCCCCCAGCUUGACGGAAUGCACAACAUCCUGUGGUACGCCAGGGAGCUCGGGGCCAUUCCCAAGUCGGAAGGCCUGGCCCGCGGCGUGGUGAACGUAGUCGGGCUGGACACUGUAGUCGCAGGUGUUUUGGAUUGUGCACUACGGGGCCACGCCGACAGCCAGCCUGGCCGUGUACAUUUUGCCAACCACGCGGGCCCGCUCGACCUGCCGCUGGGUGACACGCGCAGAUGGGCCCUGGAGCGGACGGCUGACGGCUAUGUCGAUUUCUCGGGUACGACACUGGAAGAGAUCCCGCUGCACGAAUGGGUUCGCAAGGCUAGCGAGCUAGGCAUGCACCCGAUCAUGAGCGAGUUGCUUUCCACUUUCGGCCGUGACGGAGAAGUCGAGUUCCCCACGAUCGGGAGGAAGUCAGGUAGCCUGACUCACGCACUUGAUUCCGACGGUCCGGACAGGGUGGCUGAAGUGGUGUGCGAGCGUUGA